Didymodactylos carnosus is the source of this 972-nucleotide messenger RNA. Lineage: Eukaryota; Metazoa; Rotifera; Eurotatoria; Philodinida; Philodinidae. The record is from the annotation of a GenBank genome assembly.
AUGUUUUACUUAGCAUGUGCUGGAGCAAAAGUCUAUCUUAUGGGAAGAGAUGAAGCAAAAUUGCAGGGUGUAUUGCAAAAUAUAAAUUAUGAAUUACAAGAAAAAAAAUCUAAUGGAUCUUUAGAAGGUGUUAUUUGUGAUAUAAAUAGUCUAUCAAGUAUUAAAAAAAUUGCACAAAAAUUUAGAGAAGAAAAUAAACCAUUGAAUGUAUUAAUAUUAAAGACUGGAUUGAUGAAUUUUAAUUAUGAUAAAACUAUUGAUGGAUUAGAGCUAAUUAUAGGUGUUAAUCAUAUUGAUUUACAAACUGGUCCACCGUUAAAUUAUAAAAUGUUAGAUGAUUGGAAUAGCGAUAAAAAAGAUGCGAAAAAAGGUUGGAGUAUGAUGAGUGGAUAUCAGCAAAGUCAAUUGGCAAAUGUAUUAUUUGCUCGUGCAUUGACAUCUACGUAUGGAAAUAAACAAAUCACGGCUUAUUCUGUACAUUAUAGUAUUAUCAAAACAAACUUAGGUGCAGAUAUACUAUUAAUUAAUGGCUACAAAUUAAAUGUAAAGAAUUUAGAAUAUCAGUAUUUUAUUGAAUGUUCAGUAACUAUUAUGUUUGGUCAGUUAAAUAAUUAUUUGAUCAGUAAAACAGAAUGGCUGACAUCACAUAAUGGAUGGUGUGAAGUCGUUCGGCAUUUAAUAUCAAGUACCAAUAAUACUUUAGAAGCGACAAACAGAGUUAUUAAAGAUGAAAAUACAUUGGGAGAAUGCCUGCCAUUAUCAAGAUUAAAAGUAUUAGCAUUCGAAAUUGUGGGAAAAUGGUCAAAAUCGUACGAAAGAGGUUUAAAGAAGUACAUAAUAAGCAAGCAAUUUCAUUGGAUUUAUGGACCAGCCGGAUAUCAAUGGGUGAAAUUAAACAAAUCAGUACUUUCGAUCGAGCAUGAUAACGAUAUUGAAGUUAUAUUUACACAAGAAUGUAAAACAAAACAAUGA